UAUGCAAGUCCUGGCCCGCCGGCCCCGGCGCCUCCCCUUCGGUCUUUCAUCCCGCGCAGUUACGAAAGCGCGACCCCCUCCCCCCGGAGCUUUAUAUAAUGCGGCCGGGCGGCCCCAGCUCGCCUCCCUAGCUCCACGCGCGCCCGGACCCGCGACCAGGCUUGAGCGCAGCUCCCGACCGGCGGACUCCUGAGCAAGAUGGAGUGGGUGUGGGCGCUGGUGCUACUGGCGGCGCUGGGCAGCGUCCGGGCGGAGCGCGACUGCCGGGUGAGCAGCUUUCGAGUCAAAGAGAACUUCGACAAGGAUCGCUUCUCCGGCACCUGGUAUGCCAUGGCCAAGAAGGACCCCAAGGGCCUCUUUCUGCAGGACAACAUCGUCGCCCAGUUCAUGAACGAGAAUGGCCACAUGACAGCCACGGCCAAGGGCCGAGUCCGUCUCUUUAACUGGGACCUGUGCGCAGACAUGCUGGGCACCUUCACAGACACCGAGGACCCUGCCAAGUUCAAGAUGAAGUACUGGGGCGUAGCGUCCUUUCUCCAGAAAGGAAACGAUGACCACUGGAUCAUUGACACGGACUACGACACCUAUGCUGUGCAGUACUCCUGCCGCCUCCUGAACCUCGAUGGUACCUGCGCUGACAGCUACUCCUUCGUGUUCGCCCGUGACCUGAACGGCUUUUCCCCGGAGGUGCAGAGAAUCGUGAGGCAGAGGCAGGAGGAGCUGUGCCUGGCCAGGCAGUACCGGCUGAUCGCUCACAAUGGUUACUGUGAUGGUGAAUCAGAAUGAAAUAUUUUGUAGCAACACGGAGGGUGUUGUUUCAUUAGGAAACUUCCUAUUAACUCACUCAGCCUUCAACUCUUAGAGUUUAGUUUGCACCGCUCUCCUCCCCUCUCCUCCCCUCCCUUCCCCUCCCCUCCCCUCCCCCACGUAAACAUAAAACAUUCAGUACACGUAAAAAUAUGUGUGGGGAUAAGUGAAUCUCUUUGCACUCAAAUGUCUGUGUUCCCUGGAGUUUUCUAAGGACUCAUUUGAGGAUUAGGAUUCCAGACUUUGAUUUAUUAAAAUAUGUAUAGUCACCUA
This is a messenger RNA of Lagenorhynchus albirostris (white-beaked dolphin), 1080 nucleotides long. It is a transcript of the gene RBP4, whose product is annotated as retinol binding protein 4. The record is from RefSeq and is a predicted model, not a curated record. Gene Ontology annotation, molecular function: retinol binding; retinol transmembrane transporter activity. Gene Ontology annotation, biological process: retinol transport. The transcript has 6 exons. The coding region runs from base 199 to 786 and encodes 195 amino acids. NCBI's taxonomy places the organism in Eukaryota, Metazoa, Chordata, Mammalia, Artiodactyla, Delphinidae.